Messenger RNA from Ipomoea nil (Japanese morning glory), 1710 nucleotides. RefSeq names its product E3 ubiquitin-protein ligase SINAT5-like. The transcript has 4 exons. Bases 434 to 1351 code for a protein of 305 amino acids. Gene Ontology annotation, biological process: ubiquitin-dependent protein catabolic process; multicellular organism development. Gene Ontology annotation, molecular function: zinc ion binding; protein binding; ubiquitin protein ligase activity. NCBI's taxonomy places the organism in Eukaryota, Viridiplantae, Streptophyta, Magnoliopsida, Solanales, Convolvulaceae. Gene Ontology annotation, cellular component: cytoplasm. The record is from RefSeq and is a predicted model, not a curated record.
UUGUCAGACGUCUAAUUUCUGGACAUACGCUCUCUCUCUCUCUCUCUCCCGGAACGCGCACAAAAGGACACGCCUUUAUUUUGAAAAUUGAAAUCCCCCUUUUCUGCUCCUCAAAUCUCUCCUCACUACACCAUCAUUUGCUCCUCUUCAAAUCACCAUUUCAUGUAUCCCUAUCAUUUCUGUCUCCAUCUUUUGAGUUUGCAGAGCUGAUAGUGCCUCCCUGCCGCCUGGCUUCUUCUUAGGGUUUCUCCUCCUCCGAUUGGAAUGGUUUUUCUUUUCGUGUUGGACGGCGGUUGUCGUUUUCGGAAUGGAAUGGUCUAGAUCUGUUGCGACUCUUCUUUGAACCUCAGUGUGCCAUUUCCAUUGUGACGAGACACUAACACAGGUGACGUGUUCAGGGAGGGACCAAUCACUAUAUUAGCAAUUAAUAUCAAUGGCAACGGGAAGUCCUUAUUUUGAUGAUAUCCGAUGUAAACCUGAGGUCAUUGAUCCUCCACAAGAUGAAGACUCAAUGGAUGUUGGUGAACUUUCCAGUGAGCCUAUGCAGAAUACUCUAAAACCUAAUGUAACUGUUUCUAGCAAUGUUCGUGAACUGUUGGAAUGCCCGGUGUGCCUAAAUGCCAUGUAUCCACCAAUUCAUCAGUGUUGCAAUGGUCACACAUUGUGUUCUGGUUGCAAGCCCAGGGUACACAACCGCUGCCCAACUUGCAGGCAUGAGCUUGGUAAUAUUAGAUGUCUUGCUUUGGAGAAGGUUGCUGCAUCUCUUGAGCUCCCUUGUAAAUAUCAGGACUUUGGGUGCAUGGGGAUCUAUCCUUACUACAGCAAACUGAAGCAUGAAUCCCAAUGUGCUUUCAGACCUUAUAAUUGUCCUUAUGCAGGAUCAGAGUGCACAGUGAUUGGUGACAUUCCCUUUUUAGUGGCUCAUUUGAAAGAUGAUCACAAGGUUGAUAUGCAUAGUGGAAGUACCUUCAACCAUCGCUAUGUUAAAUCAAAUCCACACGAAGUUGAGAAUGCUACAUGGAUGCUUACAGUUUUCAGUUGCUUUGGGCAGUAUUUUUGCUUGCAUUUUGAAGCAUUUCAGUUGGGGAUGGCACCAGUUUACAUAGCAUUCUUGCGGUUCAUGGGAGAUGAUAAUGAAGCUAAAAACUACAGCUACAGUCUUGAAGUUGGAGGGAAUGGGAGGAAGAUGAUUUGGCAAGGGGUGCCAAGAAGUAUAAGGGAUAGCCAUCGAAAAGUUCGUGACAGUUUUGAUGGCCUCAUCAUUCAACGCAACAUGGCCCUAUUUUUCUCGGGUGGUGAUCGAAAGGAGUUGAAACUAAGAGUCACUGGUAGGAUAUGGAAAGAACAGUGACUGGGUUUUCUCUAGACAAAUGUUUUCUAGUUUUCUACCUUAGGAGACAUUUUGUUCAGUUUAGCAGUCCAACCAUUUCUCUUGGUCAUGUAUUUUUUGAACAUAUGAAGCAAGAUCUCUUUGCUUGUCCAUGAAAUACAUGAGUGAGAAUGCCUAGUUAUGCACUAAAUGUUUUGUAUGUCUUGUGCAUCAAAUAUGUUUCAAGAGGUGGAUUCUAGGCCAGUUCUUUGUCAUGUGAUCAUGAAGUCUUAUGUUUACUGUUUGGACAACAUAUCAUAUGCAGAAACAUGUGAACAUGGUGACUAUAUACCAAAUAGGGUAUUAGGUAUACUAUAGUAAAACAGUAGUGUGGACUUCAA